ACGUACUGCUCCUUCCUCUCACCUUCCGCGAAAUGCUUCAUCGCUCUUUUCGGUUUCCCUUGUACCGUGUGAGCAAGGGAUCAACUAUAAACUUGUGUCCAUCAAACCGCGAAACUGGUAAAAUAGAAUUGAAAAAAAUGGCGCUGGCCUCAUGACUUUUAUUGUUCUUCCUUCCGGGAAUGGCAUAAUCUUGGUCUGCUUUUUUUUUUUUCUUCUUCCCCCUACUGCACCCGGAUUUCUCUUACAUACCUACUCUUACUUAAAGGGCCAGUUCCUGUUCUUUCUUUUUACCCCGCAGAACUCAUCUUCUCUUCUCUCCGGAUUUCGUGCUCUCUUCCUUCUCCCUUUCUCCCUCCUUUCCUUGUUGUGAAAGGGGAAGAGGAAGACCAAGUUUCAAAGCUUAGCUUCCCCUGAAAGGGUUCAGACUUGUCAACCUAAGCAAACCAUCAAGAGGUUAAACUCGCAAAGUUUCCCCCUUCUCCUUCUAGCCAUCUUUGCCUUCACUCCUCAGAUCCCUCCUUUUUUCUCUUCUUCUUUCUUCUUGUUCAAAAAAAGAAAAAACUACCGCUGGAAAGAAACUCCCUCCUAUCAUACGUAUUUUAUACGCAAAACGGCCCCGUCAUCAUGAGUGCUCCACCUUCAAUUCCGCCGAGGCCCUCUGUCCCACCUCGCCCGAGUCCAAAGCCUCGCUCAAAAUCACCCCUUGAGCAGGAGGGACCCGCACUGACUACCAUUCCGCCCACCACCGAGCUUCACGCUCCUGUCGCAAGGCCCCCAGCACCGAAACCAACGGAGUCAGGCUCGGGCAUCACUACGAGUACCACUUUGAAGAACGAUUCGGGAAUCCCGCAAAUUGGAAGGAGAGUACCGAUGUGUCCCAAUGCGGGUGAUGUACAGGCUCCCAGCCCGGCUGUGACGCCAGGUGCGGGGAAGAGGAGUCAUGUUUAUAGAGAGGAGUGGGAGAUGGAUGAGGGAGCCUAUGGGCAAGGAACACCAAAGGGGAUUAAUCCGUAUAGUAAGUUAUUUCCACCUUUCCCCCUCCAUUACCCUCUCGUCGUAUCCUUAUCGCUUUCCCCACAAAGUGAGGGGUGAAAUCUUAUGUUUAAUUUUAUUUCUUCACCCGUGUUCCUGAGAAAAAAGAAACAAAGAGAGAGUGGAUGGUACAGGUAAGAGGGGGGAAGGAGAAAAGAUGUCCUAUCAUAAAAUCUCUGCGUUUCAAUACCCGGUUUUAAUGUUGAUUGUUUCUCAAAUUGCCUUUCCUCUCUUCUUGUGUGGUGGAUGCAGCGCAGUCCAGUCAUGUUUUUAACCGUCAACCGUCAAUGUUUUUGCUUGUGCUUCACGUUUUAGCCCAUUGUCCAAUAGGAGCAUUGCUGAUUAUAUUUGUCCUUUGCGCAUGCGCAGCCAGGAGCUCCACCGAUCUCAACCAAUCGGUUGCACAGAGCCCUGAUUUAGGCGCUGCCAACGAUGCGUCUACUCCGGUUCCCGACGAAGAAAUUGGUUAUCUAGCCAGCGAGCAGUACGCUCGCGUUAUCUCGCCGCAACUAACGGGUGCCUCUUCCACUGGCCAUUCACCCGCGUUACGUCGCGGAGAUUUGGAAGAUGCCCCCGUAUCGUUGUACGGCAUUGUUGCGAACUCUUCGACAAGCAUUGAUGAAAAAGAUAAGGAAAUAAGCAUCCAUUUGGAUGCGCUCCCACAUCAUGGUGGCGUGUAUCACCAUCACCACCACCACGAUUCGAGGGCUGGGACUAGACCUGGUUCUGCUUUGGGUAUGAUGGAUGAGGAGGAAGAGGAGGAAGAGCACGAACAUCCUAUCUUGGCCUCCGAUGAGGUUCAGAAGCGCAGUGGAGAGUUCAUGCUGCCCGCUAUCUCCCCCCCUCUCCCGCCCAAGAGGCCUGGCUCUAUGCCCAACACUCGGCCUCACAGUGUGGCCCCUACCGGUCCGGGCUCGGUUGCCGACGGCGACGACGAGGACGGCGAUAUCGAGCCUACCGAUUUGCCAAGUAACACUAGGCUCGAAUUGCGGGAACCAUUGAUCGCAUUACAGCCUGGAGAAGAGACCGAACCAUUGUUCCCCGAAGAUGAAGGUGAUAGUGAGGAUGCGGAUACGGAAGAAUGUGCCAUAGGAGCUGUUGAUAAAAUUCAAGAGAAGCUAAAACGUCCGGAUUUGCCGCCCUCUGUGGGCUCUGGCCGCCGAUUUCCCAGCAAAGAUAUCUGGGAGGAGGCCCCGGACCACGCACAACUCCAGGCUAUCGUCUCAACUCCGCCCAUCGCAGAUCCGGAAGCUCAGGACGAUCAUAGAGAGGAGGGGAAGAUUGCUGAGCGAGCUAGUAGCACCCCGGAAUAUGUUCAGGGACAACCUCACGAUCAUUACGAACCUGGCGACGAAAAAGAGUUUGAGCAGUUGCAUAAAGAUGCAAAGAAGAAAGCGGGGAAUUACAGGCACGAGGUGCAAUCAGAAGGUCCUGAUGAACACCUGGACAGACUUUUAAGGGGGGGCAAGAAGGGUGAAGAGUCUGUUGGUUCUGGAGACAAAAACGGGGUCAAGCGAUUCCCAAGCAACGAUAUCUGGGAGGACGUCCCGCCGAGUUUGCAACUCAGUGCUACUGUCACUCCGUCCAAUGACCCCCAGGAAGAUAGUACACAUGAGUAUAAGAGCGGAGCUACAACCACAGGGACCGCCCGACUAGAGGACAAGAUCGCUUCUAUUCCCGAGGAGGAGGACAAUACACGGCCCACAGCCGGAGCGCCCGUUGAAGACCCAAGUACGACAAAAACAGGUUUUCCGGCGAGGAGACCCCAGGCUCCUUCCACCCGUCCUUCAAGAAAAGCGCCUCUACAAACCGGCGAUUCAACAUCUACAUUAAGCACCGCUUCCGAAAACGCGCCAAUAAGCCCCGACAAGAAGGCACCACCAUCCAUUCCCGAUCGUCCUAAGCCUAAGGUUCCUGCACGGCCUAAUAGACCAGCAACUACCAUGGCCCGAUCUUCAUCAACCGAGUCCCCUUCAACAGCAUCGAGCGGGUCCGGUGGUAGUAUGGCACCCGGAAAUCCACCACCUCCUAGCUCUAAGCCAAAACCCGUCAUUCCUCCGAGAACAGGAGGGAUUGGUGGAAAGAUUGCUGCUUUGAAAUCCGGCUUCAUGAGCGACCUUGAUCAACGACUGAAACUGGGCCCUCAGGCCUCAAAGCAGGUGGAGAAGCCUGCAGACGAGGAAGAUAGGCCAGUGGAGGUGCUGAGCGAUGUGCGAAAGAGCAGGGCCAAAGGGCCAAGAGGAAGGAAAUUACCAACCGCCAAAGAGGCCGAAACCAAGACUGAAACCAUGGCCGACCCCACAGCACUCAGGAUGGAGGUUGUUGGCGUCUGGACUGUAUGGAGUAUGAAUGAGGAAGGGGUCAGCGUGGGUGAAGAGUCAGCCAUUGGCUCUACAGGCGAGCUGGAAAUAGAUACCAAACCCGAGCCUAAGGCAGAAGGUGAGAAGGAGGAGGCAGUCCCAACUCCUUCGACAACAGCUGUUCCUAGUGUCACCGGCACUGGUCAACAAACGGUCCCUGCGGUAGGUAGGAGCAUUGAUACCACCAUUACCAUGCCUACCCCGAAAGCAGGAGAAAAGCGAGAGAAGGACGAGAUCCCAGCAGUUAUCAUCCCUGGUGGUCGACAGACCGGGGAUGCUAUCGCGGCCAGCGAGGUCCGGGGCGAGAGUGUUGAUGAAGUAAAAGGAGAGGAUGUUAGAAACACAGUGGGCGAUCAGAAAGUUGAGGUUUAGCACGUUGGGCUGCGUGGGUAUUUUUUGUUGCAGUUUCUUAUUUCUUGCUUUCUUGCCCUCUUGAUUCCAUUCUGCCAGAUUUCCCUGGUCUGCUCUGUUCCACGCUAUGGUAGAGAAACAAGGCGCAGUCGAUCGUUGCUUGUCUUAUCGCCACUCUUUUUUAUUCCUUUAUUCACUCUUUUCUUUCACGCGGGAUAUCUCUGGGAGUAGAAAAAACGGGGAUAGUAUGCGGAAUUGUACGCUCGUUUUUUUGGGGGUAGGUGGCAAUUGGCACUUUGGCCACAGCAGCUUGUAGUUGUGCUCUGGUAGCCCCCUCGCCCCCCUCCCCUCCAGAGUGACAUGGUGUGACACUGGGACGGGCUUGAUCUACUCGGCAUCAUCUAUCAUCAUUCGCAGAAGGGGUUAAUCAGGUCGGUCGGUUGGUUGGUUGGUCGGUAGGAACUGGUAGUUGAUCCAUUGGUGGAUCGCCUGAGCCACCGUACGCCGUAUGUUGGGUCAUUGUGCUCGGAUGAGCGCUGGGCCGUUGACAGCCGGGGGUAAGUCAGUUUCUCUUGUUGGUGAUUGAAGUGAAACGGAUGUUGAUUUUGCCGCUUGCCACUGUGGUGAUCAUAUUUUCUUGUUCAAGUUGCGCUGCCCCGUGUUACAUUGGGCCAAUCCAGUCCGCUUCGCCGAUUCUAGAGUAGCCGUAUAAGAGUUUUAGAGAUUACAGUGAUAUCAUCAACUACUAGUGAUAUUGAAGGGCAGCUCACUUAUUCUACUGUCUGCUAGUUGAGUUGGUCAUCUCGGUGACUUGGGAUUGUCCUUGCAAAUACAUUUUAUCAUACCCUCCUAAUUUCAGUUCCUCUAGCUGCCUAAAGGGUGAAAUGUGUUCCCAGCUGUCCACACGCUAAGUUCCCGAUAAACUCCGCCUAUCGUCUCCGACAUACCGGUAUUACAUAUUAUGCUUGCGGUCAUGGUAAGCCUAUAUGCGGAAAUUGUCAAACACAAUUAUUAUUAAGCAAACUCCCAGCAUUUUUUUCAUUUUUUUCACCAAUUUUACUAUCAUAGUACUCGAGUACAAGUAUUUCUCACUGCUCCCUGUGUCUUUGGCCCACUUUCACUCACAUUUUGUACUCGAGUAGGCGGCCAUUCCCUAAGGCUCCCAGCCAAAAUAUCGCAGCUUCAGAGCAAAAAGAUCACGGUCUUCCAAUCUAUAUUUCCAGGGGGUGAAAUUAUAAAUAGAUUCAGUAAGCGCCUAGCUGCAUUACUAUGACCUUGUGAUCAAAAGAAUAAUAAUGACAACAAUAAUAAUAAAAGACUCUUGUUGGUAGUGAUGAUUCGGCUUGGAAUAAAACAAUCAUUUCCCCGGGCCAUGACGGGAUCCGUAGCGCAGGGUAACGCAACGCUAGGCAACCUGCAGCAGAGCCUCAAAACCCGAACCCAGCUUUCUCAACACCCACCCUUCAGAUUUCCAGAUUGCCGAGAGUCAGGAGAGAUUUCCCACUGUCCCACCAUUCAUUACAUUUAGCGAUGCUAUCUCGCAGGCUGAUUUCCUCACACUACCCGCGACCGCAGACAUUGCGGCUCGCGCAAUUAAUUUGUACGCACCCUCUUGUUAGAUGGGGAUAGAGAGAGAGGGGAGGAGAAGGGAGCUGAUGAUGAUGGUGAUGAUGAUGAGGAUUAAGCGAAUGCGUGUUCGAGUGGUAGAUCCAGUAUUCGUGCGAGGGCGAAGGUACUCGAAUAUGCUCAGGAGAAGGGGGGGAAUACGUUUGUCUACCUAUCUCCUUUAGCUUCGCUUGGAAAUGCUAAUAACUGAGAGGGGGGGUUAGAGCAUACGAGGCCGCGAUGGCAUUGAUCGGGUGCAUUGCUUCGGGCGGUGAUGUUGCCGUUCAAGCUAUUGAGGUAAGUCCCUCAAUUCCUCCACUCCCUUCCCUUCACUGUGCUUACGGAAAACGUUAGCUCCUCCGCUAUUGCUCCCUCGCCGACGUUUCAUUCUUAACGACCCUCUCGCAGCCUCCGCUUCUCCAACCACUCUUGAUCCUACUCAAGGAACGAACCCUACAUGCGUGCAUAGUCGAACUCUUGAUGGCUCUUGAAGCUGGUGGUAUAGGACUUCCAUACGUUUCUACCGUCAGGAAGGUAUGCGACAACCUCCGCGCUAAGGGAUACGAGCUUUCGGGUGUCCUUUACAUGGUACGUUCUCUAUCACCUCCACCUAGGGUGACAGGGAGUGCUGACAAUGGGUAAACAGAAGAUGUACUCGAAAUCCGAACUUCACCAGCGCCAGGAACUAGCUUGCUCUGCACAACUACAAGCAUGUCUGCGCCGUGGCUCCAAAGAAGACCUCAUAGAGGCGAACGGGUUGGUUAAGAUCCUUGCAGGAGAUCCUCGAACGGGGGGAUUGUGGGAAGAGGAGGAGCUCGUGUGGAGUGAGAUGAUUGUUGGUGUCCGGGAGCAGGUUUCUGCGCUGGAUGGGGCACUGGAAGGGAAGAUUAAAAGAGAGGUUAAGUAUGAUGGGUUCCUGAAUGUUUGUAUCCCCCUUCCUGCUUCUUAAACUUGUUUAUGUAGGCUAAUUGGCGGGUAGAAACUUGCGCAUCUGUUACAGGCCGAGAAGAAGAAGAUUGAUGAAAUUGAGGCGGACGGGAAUUUGACUACGGGCCUGCGAGUGGUUAGAGGAGAGAUUGAGGAUGUGUUGCAAAAGCAUAAAGAUCUUGUGGUUGGCGAGGGGAGGCGGAUCAUAGAGGGGGUUUUGGUCGUGUUUUAAGCUAUUAUACCUGCUCCCGUUCUUCUUCCAUUCUUAUCGUCGGCAUAGUACGGCUGUCUGGGGAUUUCUCUUUUUGCGGGUGCUGGUAUUUUAUGGCGUUGAGGUAUUUGCUUUUGAAACUGUGAUGAAGUGCUUUGGGACCUUACCAUGUAUUCAUGCCUUCCAUUCUUAUCUUUUUUCUUCUCUUUUCUUCUAGAUGAGAUUUCCGGAGUUUGCGCCCAAUUGGUAUCUUUCUUAAAGAUUUCCCUUCGCUGUUGUUUUUUUUCUCAAUAGUGCUAUCCAACCUACGCAUUGGUUAUCUGGUACUGGGCGCCCUUGCGUGAUAAUUCAUGAUCGUACAUAACUUUCGUAAUACGUUCGAAUCCUGGGAGUACGGUGCAGCAUUUGCCGAACUACCGCCCAGAAACUGCUGGUACCGAAGCGGUAUCAUAAACUGGUCGAAAAUGGCGUGACAGUGCUAUGGGUUGUUUUUCUUAAAUUACCACGAAGUCGAUUGGAGGCAUGAACCGCGGUUC
This is a messenger RNA of Tuber aestivum (summer truffle), 7022 nucleotides long. NCBI's taxonomy places the organism in Eukaryota, Fungi, Ascomycota, Pezizomycetes, Pezizales, Tuberaceae. The record is from the annotation of a GenBank genome assembly.